Messenger RNA from Closterium sp. NIES-67, 2465 nucleotides. The record is from the annotation of a GenBank genome assembly. Lineage: Eukaryota; Viridiplantae; Streptophyta; Zygnematophyceae; Desmidiales; Closteriaceae.
UUCGGCGCGGCUGUAGAUAAACACGAGCGCCCACCUCACAUUCUUCCGUCUCUCGUUCUUCCGUCGUUCCUUAGGCGCUCACCCCAGCAUUUUUUCUUGGCAUAUAUCGAUUGUGCGCUUUUCGAGGGUUUGGUCCAUGGUUAUUUACAAAGCCACUUAUUGGAACCAGAAACGUUAACCCUUAGUAGUAGUACCCCUCACCACACGUCACCGCACCGCACGGCAGCGAACCGCAGGUCAGCCCGCUACGCGUCCCGGCAAUGUCGCCUCGUAACCCCUCGCAUAACCGCGUCCCACCGUGCAAUAGCGUCCCAACGUCAACGUCGUCGUCCAGUCAGCGCCACAUCGACGACAUUCUCUCCCUCUUCGCGCGGUCCGUAUCCGUCGAUGGCGGCAACUCGUGCUACGCCGCAGGAGCCGCAGGAUCCGUCGUCGCGUCCGAGUCGCCACGACGGUCACCCGCUGGUCAGUUCGCCUCACCCACCUCGUCGCGCCGCCUCGCGGUUCGGCUGCUCGUCGGCGGCGUCGACUCACCGCAAGUACCUUCGCCGCGACUCCCGUCGCCGUUACCGCGCGGUAGUACCGGCGCUACCGGGGGGGUCGAGUCUAUCCCGUCGCCGUCGCCGCGACUGCCGCAGCGAAGGACGCCGCAACGCGCGGAGCACGUUGACGAGCCAGCGGCAGGCAUUCAGGCAGCUGGACGGCAGCCGCCGCGGAAUCCGGGCCACAUCUCUCCCUCCUCGCCUUCGUCGCCCAAUCCGCGGCUUUCCCGCGAUGAACGGCGCGAUGAACGGCGGCGCUUGCGGAAGGUUUCGCAGUCGGAGCGUCCCGAGAGGCCGAGCCGCUACCAUUCCUCCUCAUCCCCGCUCGAGCCGCAACAGGCGCAGCAGCAGCAGAAAACGAAGCAGCAGCAGAGGGGGAUAUUAAAGACGUCGCCGCCGCGCGAGGACACAUGGGAGGUAUGCGACGAGCUGAGUCGCAUGAGCGCCGCUGCGAUGGCUGCGUCGCCGUCAUCCCCGUUAACAGCAACCUCGCGAUUCCGUAAAAGCAAGCACAGUACUGGCAGCACCAACACUACUGCUGUGGAAGCGGUAACAGCGGGGCUUGAGGUGACCGCAGCAGCUGCAGCAGCGGCAAACGCGGCGAGGGACGGGCAAUGGCUGGCGAGCGGAUUUGAGGAGCUUCAGAGUAAGCUCGAGUCGUUUUCGCGCACCACGCAGCAACUCGCGGUGUCGCUGGAAGAGGCUCGGAAGGACGCCCGCGAAUCGCGGGCAGCCAUGGAUGCGGCGCAGGCGGAGCGCGAUUUGCUGGUGGUUGAAAUGGAGGCCACGCUGGCAGCGUGGUCCACGUCAGACGCGGAAAAGGCGGAGGAGAUGGGACGGAUGGAGGAAGAGAAAGCAAGAGUGGAGAGGGAGAAUGGGGAGUUAAGGCGCGAGUUAGUGGAGUUUAAGAGACAGAGCGGGGAGAUUAAGAGGCAGCUGGAGGUGAUGCGAGCAGAGAGGGAUGCGGCUGUGACCCAUGCUAGGGUUGCUGUGGCCAGAGCGGCUGCUGCUGCUGCUGCUGCUGCUGCUGCUUCUGGUGCUAACGGUGCUAACGGCUCAAGUGAUUCUUUGUCUCCUGAUGGCUCUCGCCUUCCCCCUCGUCACCGGUGCUUCAUGCCCCUUCUGGUGGAUCAAGCUGAGGAUGACAGCAAUAGCAGCAGCAGCAGCACUGGCACCACCGCCAGUAGCGGCAGCACUGGCAGCAGCAGCAGCGGCGGCGGUGGUAGCACUGGCAGUAGCACCAGUGGCAGCAGCAGCAGCAGCAGCAGCAGCAGCACUGGCAGCACUGGCAACAGCACCGGCAGCUCUGGUAGGUUGAGGAAGGGUCAUCGGUCGCACGACGCUCUGCUGGCUUAUGCAAGUGGGGUGGGGAGUGUGGUGGGGAGGGGGGGCCAGCAGGGGGAGAACGUGGAAGGGAGGAUGGUAGGUGUCAGUCAGAAGCAUGUUCAGUGGUCGGAGCAGUGCUGCUGAUUGGUUGCACUUGACACUGAGUGAUAGUGGUACUUGUGAUAUGCGUAAUGGAGGAGUGGACUUGUGCUGCAGAGCUGGUAUGGUACUUGUGAGCUUCUAUGAUUUCCACGGGCUACUCAUGACCAUCUGACCUGAUAUGGCCCAGCUAGUACCUAGGUGUGUGGGGGACUGCAGCUGUUGCAGUCAUACCAAAUUCUACCUGUUGUUUUGUGAAGCCUUGGUAGGUCGAGAACUGGCUUUUCUGACCUGUACCGCAUUGUUGCUAAGGGGGUGUAUCAAGUAGCUGAACUGAAUAGCAUGACGUCAAGUAACCGGCUCCGGAACCGUACUGUACCGCGUUGCGACAUCAGGUCAGCUGCCGCUGUUUUCCUUACACUUGAUACACGCCCUUUCAUCUGAUUGAUGCAUUGACACCUGGUGUCAGCCUGACCGGGGCAUUUGCAACUGGUGUGA